Thamnophis elegans (Western terrestrial garter snake) is the source of this 6310-nucleotide messenger RNA. RefSeq names its product ATPase secretory pathway Ca2+ transporting 1 (gene ATP2C1). The transcript has 28 exons. Gene Ontology annotation, molecular function: ATP binding; P-type calcium transporter activity; ATP hydrolysis activity. The coding region runs from base 2251 to 5577 and encodes 1108 amino acids. Gene Ontology annotation, cellular component: endoplasmic reticulum; plasma membrane; Golgi membrane. The record is from RefSeq and is a predicted model, not a curated record. NCBI's taxonomy places the organism in Eukaryota, Metazoa, Chordata, Lepidosauria, Squamata, Natricidae. Gene Ontology annotation, biological process: calcium ion transmembrane transport; intracellular calcium ion homeostasis; manganese ion transport.
UGAUCGCCAACAUCCAAUGACGGAUAUGGCACAAGAAGCAGAAGCAGUAUGCAUAAUAAUAUUUUCCCAAUUUCUAAUCUCUACCUCUUAUUUUCUAACACUUAAAUCAAAUCCCAUAUUAAGAAGUAUACUGUAUCUAUCUAUCAUCUCUUGCCCUUUUUAGUAUUUUAACUCUUAAUGACUUUUUGACAAAUCUCCCAUGCUCCUCCCUUGGAACCUUGUAUCCGCUUACAUCACUCAUAUUUAAUCUGUCUCUACAUCUACCUCUCGCUGUCGAAGCUCUAGAGCACCCAUCCAUAAUUAUUUCAUCAGUUCUGGGAGAUCUUUCUCUUUUUCCUCUAUAUUUUGAUCUCUUAAAGAGCAAUCUACCUGUUCCAUUUCAAGAAUUUUUACUCUGUUUCAUAUCUUUAUGUUUAUGUCAUUUGUUGAUUUAUCUCCUCUAUUCUUCCCUGUUCUCCUUCUAAUUUCUCCUCUAUUUUCUGAUUUUUUUGUUCAUUUUUGAUUGUCAUUUGCUGAGGGAUUCCUAGUCUCACAUCUGUAUUAUGCAUCAGUUUCUUCAUCAACCUAUGGUUCCUUGUCAUAGCUUCCUGAAUACAUUGAAGCUUCAAUAGUAUUUCUUUUUGAAAUGUAUGUUUUUCCCUGUUGCUUUAUUUUAAUAGGCCAAAAGUUACUCAAUAAUCCACCAAUAUUCCAAUUGUCCAGAACACCAAAUAGCCAAUAUUAGAAGAAUUUGCUCAAUCCCGAACUGUUCCUCAGAAUCCACAAUUUUUUUAGUUCUCAAAAUCUGCCCAUUUACUCCCUGUGAGUUAUCCAAAGUUGUAAAAAAUGGAAGUUUUCUUCUUUUGCCUCAUAAGAUGUUCUAUCAAACAAUAUUUAUAAUCCAGAAUGGCCCACUAAAUUUCCCGAUGUCUCAUUAAACCACCAUUUGACCAAGUCAAAUGUUCAGUUUUGAGGACAAUUCCUAUUGUUUAUAAUCCGCACUACUUUGAAGAGCUUCAAAAGGCUCACCAGUUACUCCCAAACAACCAGAAAGCAAAUAGACAUAAAAUGAAAAACAAAAAGACAGUCUCUCAGGUGUUGUUUGCUUUCACUUUGUUUCCCUUCUUAUCAAUUCUGGCUUCCCAUCAAGGCCUUUUUCAACCAUGUAGUAGUAUAGUAUCUUUAUUCACUAGUAGGUGGCAUCCACGCUCUAAGUUCCAGCAUUAAAAAGAAGCAGAAGAUACAACAGCUGUUUGUCAAAUGAUCAAAAGGUCCAUUUUUAAAAUACAAUUUCUUCCAGUAGUCACAUAUUAACAGCAAAUUAAAAUCAUUUUUCACAGUAGUACAAGUUCCAGUCCGGUCUUUCUAUAUUUUAAAACUUCAUUGUCUUCCAUUUAAAUUUCAUUUAUCUUUUGGGUCUAUAAUCUCCAUGUGCUAACUCGCACCUUUCCCAGUGCUUUGGAGAGUCUUUCAAAAAUUCUUUUUUACUUGGGGUUGAAUUUCUAAUACAGUAGUUUAAAAUCGUUUCAUCCAGUUCCAAUGCUCUGUUCACAAACUGCUCCAGCUCAUUAGUAUUUCUUCUUUGGUUGUCCAGCUUCGGUGCGGCCUUAAUAGCUGUGUCUCUUCUUUGUUGGUUGGGAGGGUGCCUUGGAUCAAGUGGCAGAGCGUGAUCAGCAGGGUGUCCCUCCUUUCUUUGUCACCCCUCUGGGGUGACUUUAGCCCGUUAAGGCCUCCUAACGAAAAAGGAUUGGCCGGGAUUUGCGGAGCCACACUACUCACAAUUGUCUUGCUGUGACACCAAAUCGGAUGUCUAACAGAAUUGUUAGCCGGCUAGAUAAUAAUUGGAAAAUAUUUUCCAUGCUGGGAGAAUGCUACAUGAAGAGAAUGCAGCGCAAUGGGAAAAGUCACUGGUCUAUUCUUCAAAAACGGUUGGUCUCUGAUUUCUAUUAAGGCAAGUCAUUCAACUUCAAGCUCAGAAAUAGGGCAUAAUGGAUUGCAACAUGAGCCAGAGAAACAAGGGCAAUUUCAUUCUAUUAGAUUGAAGUUGCUAACCCAAAGCUUAAAAAAAAAACCUUCGUGUGGCAUUACUGGCCUCUCUCAGCAAAACAUGCAUAUUUCCACCCUUCACCUCCACUUUAUUAUAAAAGUGCCCCUUUCAAAAUUCGUGUGUAUAAGGGCAUGAACGCAGGCCCGCGUCACUUUUUCAGUCCAACUCUUUUCUCGCCUUAAGUGAGGGCAAACAGCGCAGGGCUGAGGGGAUCUCCCCGCCUUAUGAAGAAGUACACAGCAGUAACCUUUGUUGCGUUUAAAGGCCAAUGCGCUGCGAGCGGAUGCCUCUCCGGAUACCACGUCCGUCCUGACCCCAGGAACUUCUCCGAGCCCUUUUACCUCGCCCCCGCCUCCUCCUUUCGUGAGGGGCAUGGCGAGGAGGUCGAAGGAAAAGGAGCGCUAGUCGACAACCACGGCGCCAAGGAAAUGCACUCCGACAACUGGGUCUGUCGGGCGGCGCCUGGUUCUUCCCUCGCGCAUGCGUACCUCCGCUCCGGGUUCAGCGUUCUCCAGAGGAUCUGCCUCACGCUCUCUUUUAAGCCCUUCCGCUCCGUUCCCGCGGCUGGUAGCGGAAGUGAACCUAGCUCAGAGAAGAAGACCGAAAAAACCCGAUUCGGGAAGGAAAAGUGGGGAUGCGCUUGGAUUGCGUUGCUGCUGCUGCAGUGGCGAGGAGUCCGAGCCGAGGAAGUGAAAAAAGAAUCUUUCCCCAAGCAGGGCGGCCGACAAUUUGGAAGAGGGAGGCACAAGCGUUUCAUCACUUACCCUGUUCUCACCGAUGUUGCUGUGUUUGAGGUUGCACAUUUUCAACAGCUGCCUAAGGAUGAAAAUGAAAUAAUGAUUCCUGUUCUAACUUCCAAAAAAGCAAGUGAAUUAGCAGUCAAUGAAGUGGCAAGCAUUCUUCAGGCUGAUAUUCAGAAUGGCUUGAAAAAUUGUGAAGUUUGCCAUAGAAGGGCCUUUCAUGGUUGGAAUGAAUUUGAUAUUACUGAAGAUGAACCACUAUGGAAAAAAUAUAUUUCUCAGUUUAAAAAUCCUCUGAUUAUGCUUCUCCUGGCUUCUGCAGUCAUCAGUGUUAUAAUGCAUCAAUUUGAUGAUGCCGUCAGUAUCACUGUGGCAAUACUUAUUGUUGUUACAGUUGCCUUCGUUCAGGAAUAUCGUUCUGAAAAAUCUCUUGAAGAAUUGAGUAAACUUGUACCUCCAGGAUGUCACUGUGUUCGAGAAGGAAAGGUAGAACAUACACUUGCAAGAGACUUAGUUCCUGGAGAUACUGUUUGCCUAUCAGUGGGUGAUAGAGUUCCUGCAGAUUUGCGCUUAUUUGAGGCAAUUGAUCUCUCUAUUGACGAAUCGAGUUUGACAGGUGAGACAACUCCAUGUUCUAAAUGCACUUCUCCCCAACCAGCUGCUAUGAAUGGAGAUCUCACUUCAAGAAGCAACAUUGCUUUUAUGGGAACACUAGUUCGAUGUGGAAAAGCCAAGGGGAUAGUUAUUGGAACUGGUGAAAACUCUGAAUUUGGUGAGGUUUUCAAAAUGAUGCAAGCAGAAGAAGCACCAAAGACACCUUUACAAAGAAGCAUGGAUCUACUAGGGAAGCAGCUUUCCUUGUAUUCCUUUGGUAUAAUUGGAAUAAUUAUGUUAGUUGGUUGGUUGCAAGGAAAACAUAUUCUUGACAUGUUUACCAUUGGUGUCAGCUUAGCUGUUGCUGCCAUCCCGGAAGGUCUUCCAAUUGUUGUAACAGUAACAUUGGCUCUUGGUGUCAUGAGAAUGGUUAAGAAACAGGCCAUUGUGAAAAAAUUGCCAAUUGUUGAAACUUUAGGAUGUUGCAAUGUAAUUUGUUCAGAUAAAACUGGUACACUGACAAAAAAUGAAAUGACUGUAAUUCAUAUAUUCACAGCAGAUGGACUACAUGCUGAGGUUACUGGAGUGGGCUAUAAUAGAUUUGGGGAAGUCAUUGUUGAAGGUGAUAUUGUCCAUGGAUUUAGCAAACCAUCUAUUGGCAGAAUUGUUGAGGCUGGGUGUGUGUGCAAUGAUGCUAUAAUUAGAAACAACACUUUAAUGGGGAAACCAACUGAAGGAGCCUUAAUUGCUCUUGCUAUGAAGAUGGGUUUAGAUGGAAUCCAGCAGGAUUACAUAAGAAAAGCAGAAUAUCCUUUCAGUUCUGAGCAAAAAUGGAUGGCUGUUAAGUGUGUACAUAGAACCCAACAGGACAAGCCAGAGAUUUGCUUUAUGAAAGGUGCCUAUGAGGAAGUGAUUCGAUACUGUACAACUUACAACAACAAAGGGCACAGUUUACCACUUAACCAACAAGAAAGAGAGCAUUAUCAGCACGAGAAAGCAUCUAUGGGCUCUGCAGGACUUAGAGUUCUAGCUUUAGCUUCUGGUCCUGAGCUUGGACAGCUAUCCUUCCUUGGUCUGGUUGGAAUUAUUGAUCCUCCUAGGACUGGUGUAAAAGAAGCUGUUGCUGCGCUUAUUACUUCAGGAGUAGCAAUAAAAAUGAUCACUGGGGAUUCACAGGAGACUGCAGUUGCCAUUGCCAGUCGCUUGGGAGUGUAUUCUAAAAGUUCUCAAUCAAUCUCGGGUGAAGAAGUGGAUGCAUUGGAUAUACAACAACUUUCACAAAUAGCACCUAAGGUAGCAGUCUUCUACAGAGCCAGCCCCAGACAUAAACUGAAAAUUGUUAAGUCACUUCAAAAUAAUGGUGAAGUAGUUGCUAUGACAGGAGAUGGAGUGAAUGAUGCGGUAGCACUAAAAGCUGCAGAUAUUGGAGUUGCAAUGGGGCAGACCGGCACUGAUGUUUGUAAAGAAGCUGCUGAUAUGAUCCUGGUGGAUGAUGACUUUCAAACAAUAAUGUUUGCUAUUGAAGAGGGUAAAGGAAUUUAUAAUAAUAUUAAAAAUUUUGUUAGAUUUCAACUUAGCACGAGUAUAGCUGCAUUGACAUUAAUCUCAUUGGCCACAUUAAUGAACUUUCCUAAUCCUCUCAAUGCUAUGCAGAUCUUAUGGAUCAACAUUAUCAUGGAUGGGCCUCCAGCUCAAAGUCUUGGUGUUGAGCCUGUAGAUAAAGAUGUUAUCCAAAAACCUCCACGAAAUGUUAAGGACAGCAUUUUGACCAAAAAUCUGAUCAUUAAAAUUCUAGUUUCAUCUAUAAUUAUUGUAUGUGGAACACUAUUUGUCUUCUGGAGAGAGCUACGGGACAAUGUUAUAACACCCAGAGAUACAACAAUGACUUUCACUUGCUUUGUAUUUUUUGAUAUGUUUAAUGCAUUGAGUUCGAGAUCUCAGACUAAAUCUGUAUUUGAAAUUGGACUUUGCAGCAACAAGAUGUUCUGUUAUGCAGUUCUUGGGUCUAUAAUGGGUCAGCUGCUGGUAAUCUAUUUCCCUCCACUUCAGAAAGUUUUUCAGACAGAAAGUCUAAGCAUAACAGAUUUGCAGUUUCUUCUGGGCCUUACCUCUUCCGUGUGUAUAAUAUCAGAGAUCAUAAAGAAGGUUGAAAAAAGCAGGGAGAAGACCCAAAAGCAUGGUAGUUCACAACACUUGGGAUCAUUUCUCGAUGUAUGAUGCACAUUGCAUUCUUUACCUAACUAGAAACUGCUGUUUAUGUACAAGGGAGAAACAAUAUAAAGGGCUUUUGACAAACCCUUCUCCCUGAAGGAUAAUAAACUUUGGUAAAAUUAAAGACUGUUUAAUUCUAAACUUCCAGAUAGGGAGUAAUAAAUUAUGCAAUUUUGGUAAUUUUUCCCCUCAAAGGUAAUUUUACUUUCCAGAUUGAUGGAACUUUGUAAUAUGAGAAAGACUACUUUAAAAGGAAACCUAUGUCAAGAGUUUGGCCCACCUUUUUUUCUUAACAGAUGUAUGUCUAUAGAAAUAAAAAUUAGAUGAAAUAUGUUUUAUGGUAAAGGUGAUGGGAUUUGAUUAUGGAAAUAUUUGAGGUAUUCCAUUUAUCUGGAUUAGGGGUGGUGUCAAACUUGUGGCGAUUCGUGACGUAUCAGGACUUUUUUCCCCUUUGCUAAAUCAGGCGUGGGUGUGGCCAGUGCGUGAUGCAUCUGGCCUGUGGGCCGCAAGUUUAACAACCCUGAUCUAGACUGAAUUAUCUAGACUGAAUUACAAGAGUGCCAUUUUUCAGCUCCUGUAUUUAUUUCCAUUAUUCUGCAUUGUGUACCAUGGGUUUUUCUUUUUGUAUCCCGAUCCUUUUUUGCACAGGAUGUAACUGUCAGAUCACUGUCUUUUCUUUCUUUUUGUGACUGAAAAGUCUAUAUUGCAAUUUUCAAGUAAAUGUUUGCUUUCCUUAAAA